Molecule: messenger RNA, 972 nt
Organism: Cokeromyces recurvatus
Lineage: Eukaryota; Fungi; Mucoromycota; Mucoromycetes; Mucorales; Mucoraceae
Product: Calcipressin
Exons: 2
Coding region: 32-817 (261 amino acids)
Biological process (GO): calcium-mediated signaling
Cellular component (GO): cytoplasm; nucleus
Molecular function (GO): calcium-dependent protein serine/threonine phosphatase regulator activity; nucleic acid binding
Source: RefSeq, a predicted model, not a curated record
CUUUAUUUUACUUUAUUCAUUUAUAUUGAACAUGGCACAUUUUGAUAAAGCAGAGUCAAUAGCAACAAAUACUUUAUUAAUUCCUGAUAUACCCAUUUAUUUCUUUGGCUGCGAUGAUGCCAUGUUAACUAUUCAUGAUGCCUUUGCUGAGUUUGGACCUUUAUAUACAUUCGUGCCCAUGAAGGGAUUUAGACGAUUAAUGAUCAUUUUUCAAGAAACAAUUCAUGCAAUGAAUGCAAAAAAGGCAUUAGAUAGAUUUAUUAUGGUCUGGAAAGAGAAUCCCUCUUCUUUUCCUGAUAUUAUUACGCUUAUUACGAGGAAUAAAGAAAUAGAACAGACAUGGAUAGAUGCAAACAAUCAAAUUAGACAAUUUAGAGUUUAUUAUGGACAGCACUAUACUAUACAUGUCGAUCCAAAUUCUAAUUCACUUCAAGUGCCACACUUUCAACGCAAUUUACUUAUUUCUCCACCUGGCUCACCUUUUGAAGGAUGGGAACAAAUCGAAGAGGAUUCUCCAAACCAAGCAGUGUUAGCAUCCGAUCUAAUUCAUGCGGCAGAAAUAUCAGAUUAUGAACUUGAUGAUGAUACCCUUGAUUUAGAGGAAAGAAGUGACACAGAGUUGGAAUCGACACUGAAACCAGUACCCAAGACAGUUGCUAUUAUUUGCUCUAAAGGGACAAAACAACCAGAGAAUCUACCAUCCAUUAAUGUACAAGAUUGGGACGAAUAUAGUGGUAGUGAAGAUAAAAGUCUAAACAUCAAAGCAGGCACGACAAAGACUAAAAUAGUACCAACAGCAAUGCCUCCUAUGAAGUAGUAAAUAUUUAUAACUUGAAUUUGUAAAAUGUCUCUUUUAAUGCCCUUCCCCCUCUUUAUAGAUUAGGUAAUACAAGAAAUUGUAUAACAUAAAGUAGUGUAAAAUUUAAUUUACGUCUAAAAUGAAUAAAUAUGUAUUCGUAUUAAUGAAGAAAA